This is a messenger RNA of Bacidia gigantensis, 1206 nucleotides long. RefSeq lists its product as uncharacterized. Gene Ontology annotation, cellular component: nucleus; chromatin. Lineage: Eukaryota; Fungi; Ascomycota; Lecanoromycetes; Lecanorales; Ramalinaceae. Gene Ontology annotation, molecular function: protein-lysine-acetyltransferase activity. Gene Ontology annotation, biological process: mitotic sister chromatid cohesion. The transcript has a single exon. The record is from RefSeq and is a predicted model, not a curated record. The coding region runs from base 1 to 1206 and encodes 401 amino acids.
AUGGAUGUCGACGGACGAGCGAUUGAAAGAAUCAUGAAUCUAGAUUCUUUGCAGCACGAUGAACCUCCGGAAACAGUUGAGCCAGGCUUACCAGGAUCCUUAAGAAAUCCAAACACACCAGGAAUGGGUCGUUCGUCCUCGGUCACUAUAAGCUCGAGUCCUCCUCGCGAAGAACAGCCGCUAUUCUCAUCGGAUGUUUUCCAAGACAACGACUCACCGCUUUCCUCCCCACCAUCCUCUCCACCAAAGCCAGCGCCUUCACCUCUUCCCACAAACCGCAAACCAGCCUUCUCUUUACUGAAGCGUAAGAGGCUGGAGUCAAGUACUAAAUUAGUCAAGCAACCCUUAGCAGAAAUCGACCCAAAUGUAGGAAAACCUCCAGCAAAAAAACCUCAAAAGAUUGGAAACCAAUCACAUAUUGACUUGGGUGGAGAAUCAAGGAAACAAUGUAGAGCUUGUGGAAUGGAAUAUGUCCCUAGCGUUACAGAAGAUCUAGCAUUGCAUAAGAAAUAUUGUGGUAUGAAUGCAAGCGGUAUUGAGCUAGGCAAGGCGUUCUUAAAAGACGUAACAGGGAAGCGGGUAAUAUCGGAGAAGGCAUCCAGGCACGAGAAGGAGAGCGUGUACUGCAUUGAACGAAAGAGUUCACUGGCUCUCAGAAACAAGGUGAAGCGUGUGCUUGAGGUUGUGAAUGCCGAGCUAUCGGCAGCCGAAAUAGACGACGGAACCUUGUGGCAGCCACUGAAGCAAGCACCGGCAGAGAAUGUCACUCUCAGACGACGAAGAAAAUCUCAACAAAGUGACCAUAGAGCUGAUCGUUUUAAAGCUUUUUUGUAUCUCAUUGACGACCGAUGUGUGGGAUUCUGCCUUGCCGAGGAAAUCAACCAAGCUCUGCCGGUCAUCAUGCCUGACAAGCGGAUUUUCAAGGACAGCGCUAUAUCAUCGUCCUUAGAGAUCUCGUCGAUAUCGACCUCCAAGCACGCAAAGCUUGCUCUGCUAGGAGUGUCGAGGAUCUGGGUGUCAAAAGCUUUUCGAGAGCGAGGCAUUGGCUUCGAUUUACUCAAAUGUACUCAAGGAAAUUUCUUCCAGGGUAUCCAGGUUCCGAAAAAUCUGAUGGCUUUCAGCCAACCGACCGAAAGCGGCAGUCGUCUAGCAGAAAGAUGGUUUGAAGGAAAGACAGGCUGGCUUGUGUACACAGAAGGGAGAUGA